Messenger RNA from Aspergillus calidoustus, 2234 nucleotides. The record is from the annotation of a GenBank genome assembly. Lineage: Eukaryota; Fungi; Ascomycota; Eurotiomycetes; Eurotiales; Aspergillaceae.
CCCACGGCGGGUCGAAUUCGUUCAAGGCCCUGUAGCGCGAUCCUGCGCCGAUCAUUGAUUCUUCAUGUCCCAAUUCCUGGUUCUGCGAGUGAGCACGUUGCAUUCGCACGGAAUUGCUUACUCCGAGGAUGGUGACUUUCUGGUUGACAGUUCUCCGCGCCGAAUGACAGACGACGAUGCCAGUUCGUCCAAACUGCAGCCUUUCUUCCCACACUCGCUGGGCCACUUCAAUAAUUUUUCUCAAUUCCGUCGAGUCUACAAAGGAUCACGUUACUUUUUCGCAUCGGUCGAUCCAUUUAGCUACGGAGUACUUGUAUCGUCCAUUCCUUCCUUUUGCGGACAGGCUCGUUCUGAGUUUGGAGGACAGUGGGUGUGGCAACUGGAAAUGAUUUCCUGACGUCCAGCAUAGCCGCGAUCGUCGCCAGAACCGGAACUGCUGGGAGCCAAAACGGUCCACUUGCGAAAUUGGGAAACUGCUAUGCCUCUGAUGGGCCCCCUCCUGGUUCCAAACUUCCCCUGCAUCUGCGACUCGUUCCGCCUGUCCGCAGAGUCAAUCCCAAUCAUGAUCCCUGAAGUGUCGAGUCCCCGGUUGAGGCCGAGGACUGCAGAUCAUCUCUUUGCCUUUGUACUUAAUCCAUUGAUACCCAUAAUCUCGGGAUGGCAGGCCUCCACUCUUUUGUUCUCGUCUCCUCGUCGCUCUUUCACUCGAAUUCUGACGGCUAGAAUGCUGCCUCGUCCAGCAACAUGUCGAUAGAAGACCCGCACGAUGUCUUGAAUACUGUCAAUCUCGUUACACAAUGUCUGUGUAUACCCAUUGUGACCAUCUUUGUGGCCAUGCGGUUUUCGAUCCGCGCGUGGUACAAGCAGUGGGCACCUGUUGAGGAUUGGACCUGUCUGUUCGCCUGGAUGCUGUUUAUGGCAUAUUGCGGAGUUGCGAUAGAGGUUGGCAAUUAUGGCGGCGGAUACCACUACUACGAUCUCUCUGACGAGACCCUCGUCCUCUUCCGAAAGAUGUGUUAUGUCGCGACCGUUUUAUACUGUCCCAUGGCCCUCCUGGUCAAAAUCGCGCUGCUCUCGAUCAUCAUCCGCAUCUUCUCCCCGUACAAGAACAGGAUCCUCUUCAUAUACGUCUUCCUCGGCGCCCUGUGCAUCUACUACAUCAUCGCCGAGAUCGUCAAGAUCCGCAUGUGCGAUCCGGUCCCUGCCUACUGGAAGCAAGAUGAUCCCAAUGCGUCCUGUCUGGACCAGCGAGCUGCGCUGAUUGCCGACUCGGUGAUCAGUGUGGUGUCGGACCUGCUUAUCCUGAUCCUGCCGCUGCCGCUCACCUGGUCGUUGCAGAUGUCGCGGAAUAAGAAGUUGCGCGUCAUCGGGAUGUUGUCUGCUGGAGGAUUAGCUACAGCGUUUAGCAUUUACCGGCUUAUACUCGUGCUUCGGGAUGGCAGCUCGCCGGACAUGACGAUUGUGUUUACUUGCGUGAUCAUGUCCGGAAACGCCGAAGGCGGCGUUGGCCUCAUCUGCGCAUGCCUCCCAUCACUCAACAUCAUCAUCACCAAGAUGCGCAACCACAGUUACAAGUCGAGGUACUACGAGCAACAUGCGUCCAGCGUGCAGCUGAGCCGGGUCCGCGGCAACACGAACAAGGGGAUCUCUCAGAGCGAGCCAGAGAAUAAUGGACUCACUUCGGAUGAAAGCCAUCUCAUUUCGUAUGCGGGGGCCGUGGAGAGGAGUCAUAUGGGGCCGCGGGGUGGGAUUCAUAAGACGGUUGAUGUUGAGCAGACGAUUGAGAUGGUUGACGGGACCGAGUCGGAGCCUCGGCGGUCCAAUUUAUAGGUUAGACUUGGUAGCAGGGACGCAGAAUAAUUACAUGGUGGAUAUUUCAUUGGAGUGCAUUGGAUGACAUUUACCUUGAAGUAAUCACGAUGUAUAAAUGUAUCACUACGGGCGACGUGCGCCAUACUAUCCAAAGGCGGACAACACACCAUACAUAGCCAGUUACCUACAUAGCUUUCACAGAGUCACAAUCAGGAUGUCAUUCGUGUAGACCCUCCCGGUAGGGCGCGGCGCUCCAUCGACAGUCCCAUCAGGCGCAAGCCACAGUGAUCUUGCUGAAGUAGUUACGGACAGGCCGUUCCUGUGCUAUUAGACUUCCCCAUGCAGGGAAAGCGUGUUAGAUAAUUCACUUAUUUACAGUCAAGACUCUGGGCAAUCACUCGAGCUCCGACUGGCUGUGGAGG